CCGCCAUAGUGUACGCAUAGUGUACUUCCGUGCAAAAUGUUGUAUGAAAUUACCCUUUAUAACCGUCAUAUUCGGCUAAAUAAGACUAUUUGAAUAUACAGUCCUACAGGAGAUUAUACAUAACAUAAGGGGCCAGAUGAACAUAUGUGCAAAGUGUGAUAAAUAAUCAACAAAAUAGCUUUGAAAGCUUUCUUCCCCAGUGGUGCUACAACACGUUGACGUCACAGUGACUGGCGUUAACACCUCUCGUCUCCUCACGCGAAGUCUCCCCCUAUUGGCAAGAUGGGGAAGUUACUCUCCAAGAUAUUUGGGAACAAAGAGAUGCGGAUAUUGAUGCUCGGUCUUGAUGCGGCAGGGAAAACAACUAUUCUGUACAAAUUGAAACUCGGCCAAUCCGUGACGACCAUUCCCACUGUAGGAUUUAACGUAGAAACCGUAACUUAUAAAAAUGUUAAAUUUAACGUAUGGGACGUGGGAGGGCAGGAUAAGAUCCGUCCCCUGUGGCGGCAUUAUUACACCGGAACACAGGGUCUCAUAUUUGUGGUGGACUGCGCCGACCGGGAUCGAAUAGACGAAGCCAAACUAGAGUUACAUAGGAUUAUUAACGAUCGCGAGAUGAGGGAUGCAAUUAUUCUUAUAUUUGCAAAUAAACAAGAUUUACCUGAUGCUAUGAAACCACAUGAAAUACAAGAAAAACUAGGCCUGACUCGACUUAGGGACCGCAAUUGGUACGUGCAGCCGUCGUGUGCCACAACGGGAGAUGGAUUAUACGAAGGACUUACCUGGUUAACAUCCAAUCACAAAUCAUGAUUAUACGGUCACCGUAGUAACAGAGAGAAAUUUGGACUCUUAGUUUUACGCUAUUCUCUGUGUGUGUUGUGGCAGCCAGCGGGAGGUGUGUGCGGACUUUGUACGGAUUCUCAACGCAGGUCUCAACCCUGCCAUCUUUAGAACACCAUUCUGGUGAUUUUUCACUUGCGCACCCCAACUUAAAAAUAUCGUCCCUGAAAAUGUGGUGCGUGAGUGAUAAUUUUUGCAGGAUUGUCACUACUUGUACUGUAAGGUCAUUUAGUGAAUUGUCAGUCUUGGCAGUGCAGUGUUAUUGGUUGGAAUCCUAUCAUUGAGCAGGCCUGGCACAGAAUGCUAUCCUGUGCUUUGUAAAUUGGAUAGUGGAGAUAUGGUUUGAGCGUAAAAUCUGCACCUAAUCAUGCAUUACGAUCUCCCAGUAUUAUCGCCCUCGAGCCUUUGUAACUUAAACCGUGGAACUGAUUGGAAAUCUUAACUCUCAUUCAACGAACACCUCUCAUCAAGAUUCGAGUCCUAAUUCUACCAGCUGAGUAGGGACACUUCAAGAACUAUUUUUCCGACGGGGUGCAGAAGUGAAAAAUCUCCCCAUUUUUCACGAAAAUGAAGAACUGCUCAACGUUGCCUUUGGUGACGUCCCCAGUCUUCUCAAAUUCAUCAUACAUUUGUAUAUAAAAAUUGUAUAAACUAAUAUACAAUUAUUAAUUAAGUCUAUUGUAAUAAUUAAUAUUAUGGUUUAUUUUAUGUGAAAUAUGAUUUGCCCGUGUAAUUACGUCCGAGAAGUUGUUGAGUUUUAGUAUGUACCUUAAUUCUGUUAGUUGAGUUAAUGGGGGUUCGUUUGUGGAAUUCAGGGCUUGAUAAGUGGGGGUUACAUCUGUGGAAUUCAGGGGCUUUGCUGUGUUUUGUUAAUCAGUGGUUAAUUUAGAAAAGGAUUGCGUAAUUAAUGGGCCUAUGGCGCCCCUGGCGGAAGGGAUGAGCAUUAAAGUUGAACACGAAGUUGUGGGUCAUGCAGGAUUGAAACAAGAUGAAUAACAACACGGCUGAAGAUCUGAUAAGUUAGUGCAAGCGCAAGGUUUGGAAGAGCUAGAUGAAGGGAAUACCCAUCUGUACUUGGGCUAAUAGCUUGGAAGUAUUGAAGCUGGUCUUGGUCAAAAAUAGUCCCUAUUGCACAAUUUUGUCUGAGAUCUUGUUGACCUGUGAGUGUUAGACAGCACAGUGUGUCACUGGAUGUUUGACAUCAAAUGUCUGGAAAGAUGGUGCCCUUGGUAUGGCAUGUCUUAAGCGAUGGUUCAUUCAAUCAAACAACACUCACAACAAUCAACGGAGAAAAAACCCCCAAAAUGAUGAUCUCAAUGUUACUGGUAUACUCUUUAUGUUGACCCGAGGAUGGAGUAGAUCCUUGGUCAUGUGACCCUGCUACUCUGCUUGGUGGGACUGUGGUUUAGUCCCUUGAAACACUCGGUCCUCCUCGGCGCCUUCACCCAGUGAUUGGCUGUGAUGAGUUGGCAGGUUAUUCAGCUGACCUUUGGCGGUCAGCAAACCAACAACUCACAGACCCAAAAUGGGAGAAUACCUGUUUUGCUGUGAAGAACUGAGAUUGAGUGGUAAGAUAUAAGUUUUGGUUUGCAAUUUGAAACACUACGUCAGAAUAUUAAGAAUGAAGAUGAAAAUUUGCGAGUUUGUGACGAAAACAAAACACUAAAAUGUUAAGGUUCUGUAAAUAUUUAAUUUGAAACCAUUCACUGAGUCUAAUGAAGCUGCAAAUCUCACUCAUGUAAGUAACCAAUGCACCCAACAAUUAGAAUACACUGGUCUCGUCAUUGACAUUCAACAGUCGCCUUGGAUGAGCAAUUUUGUCGCUGUAAACAAUCUCUUGUCUGCUGUUUAUUAGUCUCAGCAAGGAGGAAUUCUUGUCAAAGGCCCCUUCAAUGACCACUGCAUCUGAGACACUUUGAUCACGUGCGGACUUGAGUCUGACUGCAGGGGCAGAAUGUGCUCAUUUUGUGGUGAGCUCUUGUGACAACAGUUUUCUCAUGUCCCCUGAAAACUUGUUUUCGCCUCAUGGCCUCACUGAUCUGCUAGAAAGCGUUUGGCAUGCUUUUCACGUACUUGCUUAAAAAGUUGAUGGAAAUGUUUAAUAGAAGAAAAGGUCUGGAAAAUGCUAAGUGUAUUAAUAAGAUGUGCAUUUUGUUGCUUCCUCUUGAGCUCAGGUUUACUGAAUGAAAACAGUUUGGAUUUAAUUGUGUUAGGUUGCGAGUCCCUGGCUUUGGGCUUGAUUGAAACUGGUCGCAGGCUAAAACGGUGCAGAACUGAAAGAUUGCCUCUGAUUGUACCUUGGUCUUGGCUCCUUCUUGUGUAUUGAUGGUAACAAUUCGACGACCGAUGGCUUGUGUCAACAUUUGCCCUCAGGGGAUAUUUCACUGUUGUGUUAUGGACCAUUUGUUACAUUGUUUCUGUUUCACCCUGUAGAUCUUGUCGCCUCCAGUUGGAAGACCCCUAGCGCUCCCAUUUGUAUGGUUGGUGCAUUCUCAAUGUAGCAUGCACAAGUUUCCUAGUUCAGUAUUUGUCGAUCCACUGAUAGUUUUAUUUCGUCAUGUCAAUUUGACUUUGCCAUGGUUAACGUCACAAGAAAGCUACCCAAGAAGUGAAUAUUUUGAAAGUCUUGGAAGUCAGAAGUAAAUGUAACAACUCCUUGAGUCUUCUCCGCGUGUUUGGUGACAAAAUCUUUAAAAUUUGGAAUUCAUUCUAUUUGUCACUUGAGGUUUCUAAAGUUGGUGCUUGAACAGGAAGUCCUAUCUCCAAACGAGAACCUCUCAUCACACUUUCCGCUCGUUUUCCAUGGGAUUUGACCUGAGCCAAUCAGUUUAACUGUUGUCUGAACCUGUUCAAUGUCUGUGGACAGAAUGCAAACGCUGUUUUAGAAAUUGGCGAUGCAUACUUUUAAAGCCAUUUUCUGUUUUGGUGUGUUACCGUUUGUAAGGUGCUCUCCUCAGCCUCAGGUGCUGAACUCUUAACGGUGGUCUAUUAUACAAGCUUUUUCUUUCCCUAUGCCUUCUACUUUUGAUUUAUAAAAAAAUAUGCCCUUCUUCGGGACAGCAUGUAACGAGACAGUCGACGCAACCAGGCAUUGAAAACCAAGUUUUUAAAUUCUGUUUCUUAGUGUAUAUAUAGAUGGAGAUGAUUCCCUUGAUAUGGUAUGCACGGGUGACUGAAUCACAAAGACAGUUGGACUAACAACCUUUGGUUUCUUGACUGUCAGAGUGACAAGUCAUCAAGACUGAUCUGUGUUGCUUCCACUGCCCGUGUUGAUUCAGUCGCUCGCCUCCACCGUACUUUAAGUAUGUUGUACAUUGUACUAGUUUAAUUACAGCCAACGCAUCGUUGGUUGUUUUAUCUCACUGUAGAGGGAGCCAUUUAUACUAAGGACUUUUGUAUAUAGUACAGGAUGCUUUCCGUCAUUUAUUAUAGCGAGGUCAAAUAAUAUUAAAUACAGCCAUGUAGCAAACGUAU
This is a messenger RNA of Lineus longissimus, 4314 nucleotides long. Its product is annotated as ADP-ribosylation factor 6. Bases 283 to 810 code for a protein of 175 amino acids. The transcript is spliced from 5 exons. Gene Ontology annotation, biological process: intracellular protein transport; vesicle-mediated transport. Gene Ontology annotation, cellular component: cytoplasm. Gene Ontology annotation, molecular function: GTPase activity; GTP binding. Lineage: Eukaryota; Metazoa; Nemertea; Pilidiophora; Heteronemertea; Lineidae. The record is from RefSeq and is a predicted model, not a curated record.